GCAAGAUUUAUUAAGGCAGGCAGUCUCCAUCUUUAUUAUUCAUUCAUCACGACCCAUCUGGAUGGUGCUAAAUCUACUUCGACACGGUUAAGGCAGAAUCCGAUACUGGCUCCACCUUUGCCACGUAUCCUCAGGUCUCCAUAUAAGUAUCCCCUUUCAACUCAAGGGUCUUCCCAAUUUCAGGCCUCUGGUUCAUAAUACCUCCAAAGUUUUUGUUGUCAGUUCCUGAUUGUUUUUGUGUCCGUUUCUGUUACAAGUUAGAACCCACUGAGCAGCUAAUAUGGGUCGUUUAUGGACGUUGCUUACUCAUGUUCAUGCAUUUUCUGGGCCUGUCUUGAUGUUGCUAUACCCCUUAUAUGCAUCAGUAAUGGCCAUAGAGAACCCCUCCAAAAUGGAUGAUGAACAGUGGCUUGCUUAUUGGAUCAUCUAUUCUUUUCUUACUCUUACCGAGAUGGUCUUCCAAUUCAUCUUAGAAUGGAUUCCUAUUUGGUACACAUUGAAGCUAGUGUUGGUGGCAUGGCUAGUUCUUCCACAGUUCAGAGGAGCAGCUUUCAUAUACGAGAGAUAUGUGAGAGAAAAUGUGAAGAAAUAUACAGGGGAGAGACAUCAGCAUAAUUCUCAUCACAGUAGUGGCAAGCCCAACUAAAGGAAAGCAUGAGCCUCACUGUGAUGAAGAAGACUAAUUAAGUGAAGACGUGUUGGUGGCUUGCUUGUGUGGGGAUAUAAAUACAGUUGUGCUUUAUUUUCUCAUUCAGUUGGUUGCAAACCGUUUUUAAUGCUGAAUUAAUGUACAAUUAUUACCAGUUGAAACACUGCUAGCGCUAGUCUCAAUCUGCUUUCUGUAAUUGUUAGAUCAUGGUAAUACUCGUCUAUGUUGUGAUUCCUAUAGCUGUGGUUGUUAAGAAUAACGAUGCUUUAUGUAAUUUUUUUACCUAUCUGUUA
Hevea brasiliensis (rubber tree) is the source of this 942-nucleotide messenger RNA. Its product is annotated as HVA22-like protein e. Lineage: Eukaryota; Viridiplantae; Streptophyta; Magnoliopsida; Malpighiales; Euphorbiaceae. The record is from RefSeq and is a predicted model, not a curated record. The transcript is spliced from 5 exons. Bases 281 to 646 code for a protein of 121 amino acids.